GUCCACGCACGAAUAUGUCACGAAAUGAUCUGCGCCCGUUCAGUUAGCAAUGUGAUGACGUCGCCGGCUUAUGUAUAGCUCGAAAUUGUGCAUCAGCUGUGCAGAAUUUCGCAUUGUUCUGAGGCUCGAUCGAGAGGCGCGACGAGAUCAAGUGCGCGACUCCAACAACCUGCAAUUUUUUUGACGAGGUUAUGCACCAUCGUUAAUGGCAAUUUCGAAUUUCGACGAGCCGAUCGUUCGUAUGUGUGCCUAGGGUCGUUGUACCGUGUCUGCAGCGUCGUAUGUGGCAGUGUGUGCCUCGAUAACGGAAUCACGCGCAGUGUCUGUAAUAGAAAAAACUUGUGGUUUCCGUACAUUCAGCAACGUAGCAACAUACUUGGAGAUUCCAGUGUGUUGCUUAGUACUGUAAACAAUGGAGGGCAGCGAUGCAACGAGAUAGCAUCGAGCGAACGAGACGAUGUUUACAUUGCUGACGUCCAAAGGCGAGUGACAGGCAAAUAUGUAUUUUCCAGUUGGAUGGCCACGAGUACUCAACAUUCCAGAAGUCAACAAAAUAUGCUCCAUAAUUUGCAAUCGCGAUAAGAUACUAUUUGGCGUACUAUUUACCGAUGCCAUUGGCAUUUGGUGUUGCGACCCUUGCAUACCGCUCGUUUACCAAAGACGUACGAAAGACUGCCUGGACAAGUACGGACAGAAUGUCACCUUCGAGUGGAGGCCGGAUUCGAGCAUGCUCGUAGUUGCCACUGCAGAGAGCUACCUGCUGUUCUAUCAUCUUGUGGAGGAUAAUGCUAGUCUUUGCUACGAGCAGAUCAAUUCUGUCAAACAAAGUAAAAAGUGUGCCGAAUUCAUUAUUAAAGAUUCCAUUCCUUCUAUUAGCAUUAAAUUUGAUACAAGUGUAUGGAUAGAUGGUGGUAUCAGUGCCUUGGUAUGUAUACGAGAUGAACUUAUGAUAGCAACUAAAUCAAGUUUUGUGAUUCGACAUAAAUGGAGUGGUGGACAAAAUAGAGAUUAUACGCUGGAUCUUAGAAGAAUACCGUUCAGUGUUGAUCAGCAAAUGUCCACAGCCGCCGUGCCACUUACUAGUGCUAAUGUGUAUAUAACUUGUUUGGAUUAUUCUCCUCUAGCUGGAGGAUUUGCUAUUGUUUUAAACAAUGGAAAAGCUGCAUUUUUAACAGCUCUAUCGUUGAAAUUUGAUCCCAAUCAAGUGCAGGGUGUUUGGGUUAAAGAUGUAGAUGAUGUUACUUGCACUGCUGUUAAUCAUAAAUAUAAAUUAAUGGCUUUUGGUAGAAAAAAUGGACAAGGCAUAGUAUUAUAUAUCGACGAGACUAGCGGUGCUCUAGAAUUAUCACAUAAUUUAAUAUUAUCAACCAAGGACUAUCCUGGAGUUACAGGGGCUGUUUCAUCUCUGAGAUGGACACCUGACAGUUGCGCAGUUGCAAUGGCAUGGUCCAGUGGAGGUAUAGCGCUAUGGAGUACGUUUGGUGCUCUGCUAUUGUGCACUUUAAAAUGGGAUUACGGUGUAAGUGACGAUCCUCUCAGAGGAAAUCACUUUUAUGUUACAUCAAUGGAGUGGUCAGCAGAAGGAUAUCAACUUUGGAUGCUGCAAGAAAAUUUACUUCUGAAAAGAAAAAAAAUAGAAGAGGAGAAGUCAAGUGGCAAUUGUAGUUCAGUAAUGCAGUGGAAUUUCGUUAAAAGUCCGCUCACAGUAAAUCCAUGCCUAUCACCAAAUGGUCACAUAUACUUGCAGGGCGAGGAUAGAUUAUACAUAAAUUUAGGUCACAAAAUGUUUUCGUCUCAUCCGAAGCACUUUUAUUCGAGCGAAGAGAGACUCGACGGUUUUCAUCACGUACUAACGGGUCGCAAGCAGUGGCUCGUGAUUCCCAUACCAAAAGCCUACACGCGCUGCAACUGGCCAGUAAGAUUCACGGCAAUCGACGAGGGUGGCAAGAGCAUAGCGAUAGCCGGGAAAACAGGUCUGGCUCAUUACUCCAUCAUAUCGAGAAAGUGGAAGCUGUUCGGCAACGAGUACCAGGAGCGGGACUUUGUGGUAACGGGGGGACUGCUGUGGUACCGAAGCUACUUGAUCACCAGUUGUUACUCCAUCCAGGACGACGAGGACGAGAUUCGAUUGUACUCGAAGGACUUUCGCCUCGACAACAGCUACGUCAGGUCGAUCAAGCUGAGCUCGCAAAUUCUGCUGAUGAAUUUGCUGAAGAACCUACUGCUGACGUUCUGCGCGAGCUCGCAGAUUCGCAUCUACAACAUAGUGCCUCGCAAGGUGAAAGGCGACAGCUGGAUCGAGCUGGUGCUCAUCCAGACGGUGGACAUCAGCGCGCUGUGCAGCCAUCCGGCCUGCGUCGUGAGCGCCAAUCUGUCGCUCGUGAGGACCGAAGCGGUCGAGCGCAGCUCGCCACCGGAGACUCUGCUGCUGAACAUAUCGGGCAAGCUGCUCAUGAUCCAGCGCGACUACUGGACCAAGAACUCGAACGCGUCGUUCGCCUGCGCCGUGCCGCUGGUGCUCGCGUCGAGCGUCGAGAACGUCUGGAUACCGAGCGAGUCGAGGCGGAGCAAGCAGCACCUCACCGAGGCCGUCUGGCUGUUCUGCGGCGCCCACGGCAUUCGAGUCUGGCUGCCGCUCUUCUCCAAGCACCAGCACGACAAGUCGCACUCGUUCAUCAGCAAGAGGAUCAUGCUGCCGUUCCACCUCAAGAUCCAUCCGCUGACGAUACUGUUCGAGGACGCGAUUCUGCUGGGCGCGGAAAACGACACCCUCAUGUACACGUCCAACAUCAUCGACUCGCCCUUCGUGCUGCCCUACUGCGUGCUCCAGCUGACCAGCCAGGUCUACCUGCACCAGAUACUGCGCCAGCUGAUUCAUCGCAACCUCGGCUUCCACGCCUGGGAGAUCGCUCGCUCGUGCUCGGGCCUGCCGUACUUCUCGCACUCGCUCGAGCUGCUGCUCCACGAGGUUCUCGAGGAGGAGGCGACGAGCAAGGAGCCCCUGCCGGACGCCCAGCUGCCGCCCGUCGUCGAGUUCAUCAAGGAGUUUCCGAAUCUCUGGGCACGCGCCGUCGUGCAGUGCGCGCGCAAAACCGAGAUAGCUCUCUGGCCCUAUCUGUUCGCGGUCGUCGGCACGCCCAAGCAGCUGCUGCAGACCUGCCUCAAUCGCAAGGAGCUCGAUACCGCGGCGAGCUAUCUCCUGAUCCUGCAGAGUCUCGAGGCCUCCUUCGUGAGCAAGCAGUACGCUACCCUGCUGCUCGACGCCUCGCUCGAGGACGCCAAGUGGGAGCUCUCGAGGGACCUCAUCAGAUUUCUAAGAGCCAUCGAUCCCAACGACGUCAAUUCCGACUCGCACAAGUCCUCCAGCAACGCCCUCAGCUGUCGGCGAAUAAUCGCCAAUCCGACGCUCUCGUCCCAGGACGAUCUGACCCUGGUCCUCGGAACCAUGCAGAUCUCGAGGAAUCGCAGCUCGAGUACGUCGACCACGCCCGAGAUUCACAGCCAAUCGAUGACGCGAUCGGCCAACGAGCCCUCCUCGUCUCCGCAAAACGACGACAAGUCCGGCUCGAAGCGCAAAAAGUCCGUGCCUAUCCUCUCCAACAUUCGAGAGCAAGACGCUACUCUGCGGGCUUCCAGCUCGACGAGCAACAACAACAACAGCAAUAACAACAACGACUCGGCCGAGGACUUUUUCAUCGACGUGAUGCUCAAGAGGCACGCGCGGAGAUUAUUAACGACCCAGCGGAUCCUCGAUCUGGGAUCGUUCGCCGCUCACCUGGACUUCCACCUGGUCAUCUGGUUGGCGAGGGAACGCGACCGGGCGGCGCGCGUCGACGAUUACGUGGCUGCCCUCAAGGCCGUUCACGCGCAGUUCUCCUAUCCUUAUCCGGUACUCAAGCUGCUCGAGAGCAACAGCAACGUCAUCGAGUCGAGCAGCCACCUGUGCGACAUACCCGAGUACGAGGACGAUCAGAAUCACGACGACUCCGAGUCGCUGCACUUCGACAGCGGCUACAUCAGCUCUUCCAAGGGCGGCAGCAAAUUUCUGCGCAAGAGCUACGCCCUGAGGACGAGCGGCAGCGUGACCGACGCCAGUCCCGACAUGAGCAGCUUCAUCGAGGGCAGCAGCGACAUGAACGACAACGCCAGCGUCACCAGCAACACCAGCACCCUCGACACGAUACUCUGGAUACCGACGAGCAGCAGCGCGACCGUGUCGGAACUUUUGGUGACCGAGGCCGCGGCCUCCUCGCACAACGCCGGCUCCGGCAACGACUGCGUCGUCUCGCGCUCCGAGGUCCGAUUGCGCUAUCUGCUGCAGCUCUUCCUCGAGGCUGGAUGUCUCGGCUGGGCGGCCAUCGUCGCCGUGGUGCUGCGCGACGCGUCGGCCGUCGCGAGGACGGUGAGAGCCGCCCACGCCACGGCUCAGACGCUCGACCUGACCAUCAACUUGCGCGACGGCCUGCUAAAGCUGCUCAAGUGGUCGCACUCCGAGUGCCUGGGCUAUCGGCGAUUCCUCGUCGAGCUGCAGGGUCAGAUAGCCCUGCUUCAGCGCUGUUGCGUCGACAAGCAGAAAAUCAACAACUCGUCUUUUCAAGACGUCACCGAGGAGGAAGCCGACGAUUUCACCGUAGAGACGCAAAAUCUCGUGCCGUCUUUGUCCUUCGAUGCGGAGAUGAAAAAUUUAUCCAGCAGCUACGGUCCCGAAGCUACGGUCCCGAGAGCUUUCAUAGAGAACGAACCUCAGCAGCAGCAUCAGCCGCAGCUGCAACAACGCAGCCACUCGGUCGAGUAUUUACAAAGCGAUAAUCAAAGAACUUCCUGUCUUAUAUCUUAAACGAUCUUAUUAUUUUAUUGUUUUUCUUAUUCUUUAUGGAAUGUCCGAAAAAUCAAUUUGUUCAAUUCGUUUGUAAAUAAUACUGUAGAAACAUGUUGUGGCGGUAGUAAUUAUGUACAAAAGUUUUCUCGAUAGUUUAUCAUGUGCAUAUUGAAACAAAUUGUAUAAAUUAUUGAAAUUGAAUAAAUGGAGAUUUUUAUAAUUAA
Molecule: messenger RNA, 5043 nt
Organism: Trichogramma pretiosum
Lineage: Eukaryota; Metazoa; Arthropoda; Insecta; Hymenoptera; Trichogrammatidae
Gene: Rich
Product: guanine nucleotide exchange factor subunit Rich
Exons: 1
Coding region: 500-4837 (1445 amino acids)
Biological process (GO): retrograde transport, endosome to Golgi; intracellular protein transport
Cellular component (GO): cytosol; Golgi membrane; Ric1-Rgp1 guanyl-nucleotide exchange factor complex
Molecular function (GO): protein binding
Source: RefSeq, a predicted model, not a curated record